AGCAGAGCAGAGAGCGAACAUGAACGAAGGAAGCGGGGGAUUAUCUGGAGGAGGAAAGACGUUUCUAUAGAUUAAGCUUCCUAAUUAGGUGAGCUCGUGCGGUGGCUCGAACAUGGCUGCGGCUGCGACAAGUGACGGCCAGCGUGAUACGGCCGAAAUGGAGGAAAAGCAAGCCGAGCCCAGCACCACCACGGAGUACUGCGCCCGGCUGCAGCAGUGGAUGUGGCAUCAUUACUGGAGCUAUGCGAACUGGCAGAGCUGGAUGGCCCUGGCUGCCUUUCCUUUCCCCCCGCCGUGCAGCUUCCCUCAGCCGGGAGCAGGCGCCCAGACACCCGCUGCACCUGCUCCAACCCCCGGCCAGCAGCCCUUUGACACCCGACACUGGUACACCUACCCGUACCCCUUCAGUUUCCCUGCGCCGCCCUACACGGCUGGUGCCCAGGCGGAGCAGCGGACCUCAGCUGCCACCUCGACUCCGCCAAAUGAUGCCAGGGCAGCCCAGCAGCAGAAUGGGAACCCACCUCAAGCAGGACGGGAGUACACCAUCCCUUAUCCCCUCCAGAGGUUCCUAGCAGAGACGGUGGACUUCUUUAUCCUGUUUUGCGUGAAGGCCACCAUUGUGCUGUGGAUCAUGCACCUGAGUGGGAUGAAGGACAUUGCCAAAUUCAUUACUCACUUCAUAGUGGAGGAGAUAGAUGAGAACACGUCGAUGGAGGACCUGCAGAAGAUGAUGGCUGUGGCUCUUGUCUACAGGGUGCUGGUGUGCUUCUAUGAGAUAAUCUGUAUCUGGGGAGCAGGCGGAGCCACACCGGGGAAGUUCCUGCUCGGCCUGCGGGUGGUGACAUGUGACACGUCCACUCUGGUUCGACCCAACCGCGUCCUGGUGGUCCCGGCGUCCAAUGUCUCCCUCUCUGCCUCUACUGUUCGGGCUCUGAACAAGAACUUCUCCAUCGCCUUCCUCUUCCCUGUCUUCAUCACCCUGCUCUUCUUCCAACACAACAGGACUGUUUAUGACAUUGUGGCAGGAACCAUUGUCGUCCAGCGCAGGGGGGGCAGAUAGCGUCUCCUCCGGCCGCAGACUCUUGUACUCGGCAGGAGUAUUGACAAUGUGUGACGUGCUCAACUGUGCUGAAUAUGCUGAAGUAAAUUAAAAGCCGUUACCCCUGGACUAGCACUGCAGACAGCAUUGCAUCGGCCAGUUUCUACACCGGACCUUUGUGGUGUAAUGGAUCAAACCUGUUGGACUCUAACUGCACUUCAAAAUGGGACAGAUCACGGCCUGGUGCAGUGCCUGGAACCAGAAGAACACAUCUUUACAUCCCUCAGUUUAGGGAAAAUAAUUUGACAAAAAAGCAAAUUCUGUCCAAGUGUCAGCAAACUUUCUGAAGUAUUGUCAUUUUUGAGAGUCAAAAAGUGUGUUCAGGUCAAAAGAAUGCUGGUCAAAGUUACAGUGAGAUCCUGACUUGCCUCAUUUAACAUAUUAAUCUUUAUUAAGUUAUGUAGUGGUAUCUUAAUAAUGUAAUAUUCGGCAUAAUGUUUUUUUUUUUUUAAAAAAUCAUGUUCUUUACAGAGGUUUUUAUUUGUUUAUUUAAUGUCUGCUAUUUCUUUUCUCUUCAACCAAUUAUAGUAUGAACUCAGUUUCUAAUGGGUUGGUUUUUGUGUUUUAUAUUUAUUAUUCUUAAGCACUCCAACUGAAGAAGACAAAGGAAAAAAAUGCUAAGCAUACUUGUAUUUGUUCUUUGUGCUUCUGGAUAUGGUUAUGAAAACGUCUUCUUUUGAUAUCUAUCCACCGUGGUGCGCUGUUCAGUGCUGAGUAACUUUGUCAGUUUUCUGCAAGGUGUAAUACGGACGCAGGGAACGCUGUGCUCAUGCCCCCCCGCUCAUGUUCUCUGUCCUCAGACCUGUAAACCUUGUGACUCAGGGCAACAUUUUACCUUCAGAGAGCCGCUGUUUGUCUCCAAAUGCAUGACCGAAUGUGACGGCUCGCGUCAUUCACUUGCGCACAACGAAACCCCUGAAUCCUCCCGUCUCCUGGUAUUACAUGUAGGGCCGCAUAUUCCUGACUUAUUUACACAGAAUGUUGACUUUGCAAUUCAAUUUAGAGCCAUACUCUGGGUCCACAGUAUUAAACAUAAAAUGAAUGACCACUUA
Molecule: messenger RNA, 2151 nt
Organism: Myripristis murdjan (pinecone soldierfish)
Lineage: Eukaryota; Metazoa; Chordata; Actinopteri; Holocentriformes; Holocentridae
Gene: fam8a1a
Product: family with sequence similarity 8 member A1a
Exons: 5
Coding region: 113-1060 (315 amino acids)
Source: RefSeq, a predicted model, not a curated record